Messenger RNA from Hyla sarda, 732 nucleotides. RefSeq names its product nicotinamide N-methyltransferase-like. The record is from RefSeq and is a predicted model, not a curated record. Bases 1 to 732 code for a protein of 243 amino acids. The transcript is spliced from 3 exons. NCBI's taxonomy places the organism in Eukaryota, Metazoa, Chordata, Amphibia, Anura, Hylidae. Gene Ontology annotation, cellular component: cytosol. Gene Ontology annotation, molecular function: N-methyltransferase activity.
AUGACUUCCACUAACUAUGAGAUAUCAGAUGGUUAUGAUUCCAAUAAAUCUCCAGAGCAUUAUUUUACAUGUAUGAAUACUAUGAUCUUUGAAGAGGAUGCUUUGUUAUUUCCUAUUGAGAACCUUACAAAAACUUUGAAGGAGGGUCGCAUUAGUGGAGAUGUCAUCAUUAACCUCAGCGUCGCUUCCGUAGUUCAUCAUCUCUAUGCAGCCUGUGACUUCUUUAAACACCUCAUAGUGCUGGAGGUCAACGACAGGUGCACCAUUAAGCUGAAAAGAUGGCUAGACUCACGCACUGGAGUUAUUGGUGACCAGUUAAGCGAUAGAGAAGGAAAAGUGAGAUCGUCCCUUCAAAAUAUUGUGAAAUGUGACCCUGAAAAAGAAAACAUGACCGAUCCGAUAGUCUUACCACCAGCAGAUUGUAUCUUCAGCGCUUGGCUCCUAGAAGAGAUCAGCAAAGAUCAACAUGGUUACAUCAGAUAUUUACGAAAGUUCUCCAAGAUGCUGAAACCGGGAGGACACCUCAUAUUAAUUGGUGCUUUACGUAUGACAUAUUUUUUCGUGGGGAAAAACAAGUUCCGUAGUUUCAAAAAUUAUGAGGCUUUUAUCAGGAAAGCUCUAGCCGGAGAAGGUUUUGUUAUUGAUAAAUGUAAAAUUAAGAAGAGGACAACUGUCAGUGACCUAUCUGACUAUAAGGCCGUCAUCUUCAUUUCAGCUCACAAGGAGAAGUAG